AUGUGGGGGAGCCAAGGAUGCUCCCAGAUGCAGUAUGAAGGAGCUGUUAAGGAGGCCGGAAGGGGUCAGACAAUUUGGGACACAUUUGCCCACUCUUUUGGAAAAGUAAUUGACUUUAGCAAUGCAGAUGAAGCAAAUAAUCAAUACCACCUCUACUCUGAAGAUGUGCAGCUGAUGAAAGACAUGGGGAUGGAAGCCUACAGGUUCUCAAUUUCUUGGUCCAGGAUUUAUCCAAAUGGAACAGGGGAAAUAAACCAAGCUGGAAUAGAUCAUUACAACAAUCUCAUCAAUGCUUUGCUAGACCAAGGAAUUCAACCAUAUGUGACACUCUAUCACUGGGACCUCCCUCAAAGCCUGGAAGACAAAUAUAAUGGAUGGCUGAGCCCUCAAAUCAUAGAAGACUUUGCAACAUAUGCCGAGACGUGCUUUAAGGCGUUUGGUGAUCGGGUGAAGCACUGGAUCACUUUAAACGAGCCGCAUACGGUUUCUACUCAAGGAUAUGAUGCCGGGCUUCAGGCUCCGGGCCGGUGUUCGAUUCUCCUCCAUGCGUUCUGCAGAGCUGGGAACUCGGCAACCGAGCCGUAUAUUGUUGCUCAUAAUUUGCUCCUCUCGCAUGCGGCCGUGGUGGAUAUUUAUAAGAGAAAAUACAAGCCAAAACAAGGAGGAUCGAUAGGAAUAUCGUUGGACUCGUUUUGGUACGAACCGGCAACAAAUUCCCCUGUUGAUGUUCAAGCAGCACAAAGGGCGAUCGAUUUUAACUUGGGCUGGUUUUUGGAGCCUCUAAUUGUUGGAGACUAUCCAAAUGCAAUGAGAACAAGAGUCGGAAGCCGGCUGCCAACAUUUUCACCGUCACAGUCUGCUCAGGUCAAGGGCUCGUUCGAUUUCAUAGGCAUAAAUCACUACACAACGUGGUUUGCAAGAGAAAACAAAGUAGACAUAAUCAAUGUCUUGCUCAACGACACACUUUCAGACUCCGGCGCCUUUUUGAUUUAUUUGUACGAGCAGGCGAAUUCCGUUUGGCUGUAUAUCGUGCCUCGUGGGAUAAGAAAUUUGAUGAAUUACAUUAAGCAGAAAUAUGGCAACCCGCUUGUACUAAUAACUGAGAACGGAAUGGAUGAUGGAAACAGCCUGUUUAAGUCCAUCAAAGACGCUCUAAAGGAUGAGAAGCGUAUUAAGUAUCACAACGACUAUCUAACGAACCUCUUAGCUGCUAUAAAUGAGGAUGGUUGCAACGUGAGAGGCUAUUUCGCGUGGUCGUUGCUAGACAACUGGGAAUGGGCAGCUGGAUACAGUUCACGGUUUGGAUUAUACUAUGUGGAUUAUAAGGACAACAUGAAGAGAUAUGCUAAGGAUUCUGUCAAGUGGUUCAAGAAUUUCUUGGCUUCUUAG
Molecule: messenger RNA, 1389 nt
Organism: Striga hermonthica
Lineage: Eukaryota; Viridiplantae; Streptophyta; Magnoliopsida; Lamiales; Orobanchaceae
Source: the annotation of a GenBank genome assembly